Messenger RNA from Sesamum indicum (sesame), 1475 nucleotides. RefSeq lists its product as uncharacterized. Lineage: Eukaryota; Viridiplantae; Streptophyta; Magnoliopsida; Lamiales; Pedaliaceae. Gene Ontology annotation, molecular function: DNA binding. Gene Ontology annotation, cellular component: nucleus. Gene Ontology annotation, biological process: regulation of transcription by RNA polymerase II. The record is from RefSeq and is a predicted model, not a curated record.
AGAAAUGGAAGAUGCAGCUGAUACAAAUACGGAUAAAGCAGCUAACGACGAACCAAAAGAACAGACCGAUCGUGCCAGCUCUGUAACUAAUGUGCAUUUCAUGACUGUUCAAAUUGCAACCAAACAUGAAGCCAGUGAUUCUUCACUUCCAGACCAGCAUGAAGCUGCUACACCUAAUUCCCUUGUCAGAUAUUCACCUGCAAAGGCUGGAGAGCAUAGUGGAGAAACUGUCAAGGCUGUUUUUACUCAAGCAUCACUACCUCUGACGGCAGAAGGUGAUGACGGAACACCAGAAGAUCAAGCAGCUUUCAUGAAGGAACUUGAAAGUUUUUAUCAUGGGAAGGCAAUGGAUUUUAAACCACCAAAAUUUUAUGGGCAGCCACUAAAUUGCCUGAAGUUAUGGAGAGCUGUGAUUAGAUUGGGAGGCUAUGACAGGGUAACUGGAUCCAAGUUGUGGCGGCAGGUGGGAGAGUCAUUUCAUCCACCAAAGACCUGUACAACAGUUUCUUGGACAUUCCGCAUUUUUUAUGAGAAGUCUCUUCUAGAAUAUGAACGGCAUAAGAGACAAAGUGGCGAGCUUCAACUCCCAGUAGCACCACUCCCUGAAGCUUCUGCUGCGGACAGUGAGGGAAAUGGCUAUCAAGGAUCAGGAUCGGGAAGGGCUAGAAGAGAUGCUGCAGCUCGUGCUAUGCAAGGUUGGCAUGUCCAACGCCUUUUUGGUUAUGGUGAGGUUGGUGAUCCUGUCAUAAAGGACAAGAAUCUUAACAAUAUGGCAAAGCGUGACAAAAAUGUCAAAUCCAUUGGCUCACUCAAGCAGAAGAGACCAAAUGAAGUGGAGCAUUCGGCCAAGGCUGCUCGAACCGAAACAUCUAAGCAACUGGUAACUUCAGUUGUUGAUGUUGGGCCUCCAGCUGACUGGGUGAAGAUCAAUGUACGCCAAACUAAAGAUUGUUUUGAAGUUUAUGCCCUAGUCCCGGGCCUUCUACGUGAAGAGGUGCGAGUUCAAUCGGAUCCUGCUGGUCGUUUGGUCAUUACAGGUCAGCCAGAGCAAGUUGAUAAUCCCUGGGGGAUUACACCAUUCAAAAAGGUAGUCAGCCUACCAGCAAGGAUCGAUCCACUUCAGACUUCUGCUGUGGUUAGCCUGCAUGGACGCCUCUUUGUUCGUGUUCCUUUUGAGCAAUCAAAUAGCUAGCUAGGAAGGGUUGCAGCCGUCAAACAAAAUGUGAAUCUCUAUCGGGAACCAAUUCUUGAAGAAGUUUGUAACUUUGUGAAUGUGUGUGUAGCUCUGACCAUUACAUGUGUAUGAUUGGGUUUACAGAUUAGGAUGUAGAGGUGUUUCUAAGUUUAGAUUAUAAAGUUAGCAGAGAGAACAUUAUGGAGGCUUUUUCCUGUUGCAAACUACCCAUUAGAUUAUUAGGUCUUGGCUGUAACAUGAAUGGUCCUUCAUUAAUUAAUUUAAGACUUCCCUUUCUAUC